Messenger RNA from Trypanosoma conorhini, 1950 nucleotides. RefSeq names its product putative lysosomal/endosomal membrane protein p67, putative,lysosomal membrane glycoprotein. The record is from RefSeq and is a predicted model, not a curated record. Gene Ontology annotation, molecular function: glycerophospholipase activity. Gene Ontology annotation, cellular component: extracellular region. The coding region runs from base 1 to 1950 and encodes 649 amino acids. The transcript has a single exon. Lineage: Eukaryota; Euglenozoa; Kinetoplastea; Trypanosomatida; Trypanosomatidae. Gene Ontology annotation, biological process: phospholipid catabolic process.
AUGCGAGGUGCUGGGGCUGUGACGAACUUCACCGUCCGCGUCGCACUCCUCCUCUUGGCCGCCGCCACCGCUCUCGCCGCGGGCGGGGCGCUGGCGGAGGUGCAGCAAACCGGCACCGUGACGACGCUGCAGGUGCGCUACAACGCGAGUGCGAAUGCAUUUUCCGUCACGGAGGGGGCGUUGUUUGGCCCCGUCGCCGCCACGCUGCGGGUGAACGACUCCUUCUCGCAGACCGGCUGGGACGUUGUGGAGGCGGCGGCGGCGGAGGCGUUCCUGGACUCCGGCCCCCGCCUCGGCGAGGCCGAGCGGCUGCGGGUGGCCUACCAGGCGAUGGGCUACGGCGAGGGCUACGCCACGCAGCUGCGCAUGGAGCAGACGCUCAACAACACGUUCCUCGGCGAAGACGGCCUCGGCGCGGUGCUGCGCCGCAACCCGCAGGUCGAGGGGUGGGUGGAGAAGCAUCUGGCGCACAUGAACACCAGCGCGGCGGCCGCUGCCGCCGGCGACGAGUACGGGCAGCAGCUGAAGAACAUGCUCUCCCUCCUCGACGGCCUCUUGGCGGGGUACAACGACCGUGUGCGGGGGCGCGGGCCAUUGCUGAACCGCACGUGGCUGUUUUACCUGAACUUUCAGGAGGAGGUGGGCGACGUCGCCAGGGCGGUGACGCCUGCCGCGGCCUUCGCGCAGCUGCAGGAGCUGAGCCCGCGAUUUUUGAAGGACCUGCACUGCUCCGCGCUGGUGAAGUUGACGCCGUACGACAUCUUCUUCUCGCACGUCACGUGGUCCUCCUUCAACACGAUGCUGCGGCAGUACAAGACGUACCGGGUGGGGGCCCGCUCGGUCACCAUGACCUCCUACCCCGGCGCCGUCCACAGCAUCGACGACUGGUACAUGACACACGCCCGGCUGGCCGUGAUGGAGACGACCAACGGCGUCUCGAACCGCAGCCUCUUCGCCGGCCUCUCCCCCAACACCGUGUCUGAGUUUCUGCGGGUGAUGAUUGCCAACUUCCUCGCCACCGACAGCCCCUCGUGGGUGAAGUACUUCGCCCGCAACAACAGCGGGACGUACAACAACCAGUGGAUGGUGCUCAACUUGGGGGCGGUGAGGAACCCCGGGGCGCCGCUGCCCGCCAACACGUUUUGGGUGGCGGAGCAGCUGCCGAGCUCCGCCGACGCGUCCGGGGUGACGGCCGCCGACAUGACGGAGCACCUCAGGAAGCACGGCUACUGGGCGAGUUACAACAUACCGUACUUUGAGAACGUCUACAACGUCUCCGGUUACCCGCAGAAGGUGGAGAAAAAAGGGGACUUCUUCUCCUACACAAAGUGCCCCCGGGCACGGAUGUUUAAGCGCAACCACAGCGACGUGGUUGACCUCGAAAGCAUGAAGCGACUCAUGCGGUAUAACAACUACAAGGAGGACGAGCUCUCCCGCAUUCAAAACUGCAAAGGGGCUGGGACGAACAACACGUGUGACCCGCCGUAUAGCGCCAUGUUGGCCAUCGCCUCACGCGGCGACUUGAACCCUCCAGGCAACACAACAAACUACGGCCCGCUUGCCGGCCACAUCGGCCACAUCAACCACGGCGCAACCGAUGCGAAGAUUGGCUCCUGGAGUGGGAUGGUGCUGGACCCCGGCCACUACACCGCCCACGUCGUGUGCGGCCCCACAAGCGACCAGCAGCCCCCAUUUCUCUGGAAGGAGGGCCUCUUCACGCCGAUGCCUGAGAAGGUCGGUCUGCCGGAUUUGUACAACUUCAGUUUCGUGACAUACACGACCGACGUUUUUUGGGAUCACACAGACAAGGAGAAUACGCGCAACAAAUGGAUUGGCAUCGGCAUUGGCAUUGGGGCGGCGGGGCUGGUUCUCGUUUCCAUCGCGGUCGUCAUCUUCCGCGCACACCGCCGCGCCAAGCUGCUGAGCGAGGAAACCCUCCUCGCCCAGUGA